Messenger RNA from Pimephales promelas (fathead minnow), 3128 nucleotides. RefSeq names its product RNA binding motif protein 24a (gene rbm24a). Gene Ontology annotation, biological process: mRNA stabilization; positive regulation of myotube differentiation; regulation of alternative mRNA splicing, via spliceosome. The record is from RefSeq and is a predicted model, not a curated record. Gene Ontology annotation, molecular function: mRNA 3'-UTR binding. Gene Ontology annotation, cellular component: cytosol; nucleus. NCBI's taxonomy places the organism in Eukaryota, Metazoa, Chordata, Actinopteri, Cypriniformes, Leuciscidae.
CACACGCACUUUUUAGAAGUCACGUCAGUUUGGAAGAGGAGUUCGACCCACCUGAUGAUCCUUGGCUCAAUCCGCUCCACAUUAAUCUACCUCUGACAUUAAACCCAUCUGCGUGCGUGCGUUUUAGAUUUAACAGCUAUCGCUUUUUGUAACUUCGAGUGUAUAUUUUAAAGGAGCGUAGCCUAUUAAAAUAGCGAUACUGUCAUUAUCAAGCCUAAAUUGCACUAUCUUCCUCGCUUUUUAUUUAUUUAUUUUUGUUUUGCACUUGAGAGCAUUUUUUGUGAGGAUGCAUACCACGCAAAAGGACACCACUUACACCAAGAUAUUUGUCGGUGGUCUUCCGUAUCAUACGACGGAUUCCAGUCUAAGGAAAUAUUUUGAAGUGUUUGGCGAAAUUGAAGAGGCUGUGGUGAUUACCGACAGACAGACUGGAAAGUCCAGGGGUUAUGGAUUUGUGACUAUGGGAGACCGCUCCGCUGCAGACAGAGCCUGUAAGGACCCAAACCCCAUCAUUGACGGCAGAAAGGCCAACGUUAACCUGGCUUAUCUCGGAGCCAAGCCACGGGUCAUGCAGCCAGGUUUCACCUUCGGUGUCCCUCAGAUUCACCCAGCUUUCAUCCAAAGACCAUAUGGGAUCCCAACUCACUAUGUGUACCCGCAGGCCUUCAUGCAACCCAGCAUGGUCAUCCCUCACCUCCAGCCAGCGACGGCUUCCGCUACAGCGUCUUCGCCGUACAUCGACUACACGGGCGCCGCGUACGCUCAGUACGCUAGCGCUGCGACAGCGGCAGCCGCCGCGGCGUACGAGCAAUAUCCGUACGCGGCUUCUCCCGCCGCAGCCGGUUACGUAGCUGCCGCCGGCUACGGCUACGCCAUGCAACAACCAUUAGCAACCGCGGCUCCGGGAACCGCGGCCGCCGCCGCCGCUUUCGGUCAAUACCAGCCUCAACAACUACAAGCCGAACGAAUGCAAUAGCAACCAAAGCGGCGGACGGGAGACGACGCCCAGCGAAUGCUACUAGAUGAUGGUGACAAAGAUAGUUGCUGGUUGUGGGUUGAUUGCAAGAGGAGGAAGACGAGGGAGGGGGAUAGGAAUUGGUAGAGAGAUUGUUAUUAUUAUUAUUAUUAGUGAGAUGGGAACUACAUUGCUUUCCAACUUGCUGUGAUUUAAAGAAAAGAAAACAUCAAAACCAAAAAAAAAAAAAUCGCAGGAAAGGACGGAAUCUAGCUUUUUACUCAUUAUUAUGUUAUCUUUAUUACUAUGAUUAAUAUUAGAGUAGGAUAUUUAUUGCGGACGGAGCGACUAAUCACUGUGGUAGACGAAAACCUUGAGUCCCGAUGCUGUCAUUUAAUGUAGGCGACUGUUUUUCCGAAGGAUACUCGGAAGUGUCCCUCAUUGUUUUGAUUCUAGGGCCCCUUACCUUUAUAUUUAUUCUCAUUUAUUUGAGGGCUCGUUUUGUUCUGUCGUCUUCUCAAGUGCAUUUUUUUUUUUUUUGAUCAUCAGGGAAAUGGAGCAUUUUUUUCAGCGAAUUCGAAACGAGAAACUCUGCCAAUCAGGGAUAGUAGACCUAACUGUGGCGACGGAAAUGGAGAAAGAUCCAGUGUUAGCAUGUUUUAUGUUUUGUGAACUACCUUUUUAUCUAUCUGAUGCUGAAUGUCCCCACUUUCUCUGACUCCUGCGUUGACCUCCUGACCUAUGCAAAGCAAACGGGGGAAAAAACAAAACAAAGUGCAGGAAUAGGAGAGAUUUUCUUUUGCUCCCCCACAAUGGGCAUCGAACAAUUUGAAGGUACUCUCAAAAAAAGACAAAAAGACUGAGAUGUAUUGUAUUAUAUGCUUACAAAACACACACACACACACGGACUAACAUGUACACCGUUAUACACAAAUUUAAGUGUUAAUGUCUGUCUGUGGGCGUACAUAAACACACACACACACUAAGAUGACUAUGUAGGGAAAAAUAACGUGGCAUUGCUCAGUAUUAGUACUAGAAUCAGGGAGCAACUGCUGUGUUGGAAGGAACAGGCACUGACACACACACACACACACACACACAGCUCUGGAUUGCUCUGGUUCGUUGAGCUGUUGCCGUUUUAUCCCUGGAACCGGUCCUGCUCCGGGUCUGUCAACAUUUCCCACUUCUUCUUAUCCUAAAGAGGACUGGGACAGACCUGUGGAUCUUCCCAAAAUCAGCACCGGAUCUUUAUCUGAAGUCGUGAGAAGAGAGGAACGUCACCGCAAGCUAUCCGCUAUGCGCUAUCGGUCUGGUCUUUAUAUGUUCACUGAGCACCAGCACACUUACUAAGGUCUACGUAUUUCAAUGAGCAACUCUUUACAGAACAGCACUAUAGCGAAAGGAUCCGAGGGUUCUUUGUGUGCCUUACAUUUGUAAUGCUAUUUAAAGAGAUCUGCUAUUUAAGAUAUUUAUUUUGAGUUGACGCUCUGAGAUCAGACUUGGAAGCGGUACUGUAUGGAUAUAAUGUAUUCAUCUCAUGGCAUAUUAUUAUUAUUAUUAUUAUAAGUUAUUGAGUAGGCUUAGUUGUAGUAUUAUUAACAUACUCAACCAAAAGUGUUGUUGUAGGACUUAUUUAAAAUGCAAUUCUGUAUGUGCACUGUACAAAUCUUUUUUUUUUUCAUUACAUUUGGAAUUUUAGAACAUGACAUUAAAUAUCAGCUAGUUUAAUGCCUGGCGUAUGACAUUUUGUCUUAUUGCAGGCCUGUUGUUUUUGGGGGGCAUGUUAUAUCCAUUUGUCAGAUCCAGAACUGUUUAAAAGGACAAAAAAAAAAAGAGCGAAGGGACAUGCUGCUUCAUACACUAGAAUGUAUUGUCAAUGUCAAGAAUGGAUGCUGUGCUUCUAUUGCUUUAAAUAUGCAUCAGAUGGGCUAUUUUACACUGUUGAGAAUUUUUAUACUUGAACUAUUUCUUACAAGGGAAAAUAUGAGGAGAAGAAGAAGAAGAAGAAAAAAAUAACAACACGAAAAAGGACACAUUUUUCUUUGUCACUGGAUUUGGGCAUGUAAAGUGUUAUUGACUAUUUAAAUACAAACGUUCUGUAGGUAUUUAAGCCUUAUUUCAGAUUUUCAACACUAUUUACUCUAAAUGGAAAUAAAAAGGUUCUAUAUUUAAA